Anopheles funestus (African malaria mosquito) is the source of this 705-nucleotide messenger RNA. RefSeq names its product calcyclin-binding protein. Gene Ontology annotation, biological process: heart development. The transcript has 2 exons. The coding region runs from base 1 to 705 and encodes 234 amino acids. NCBI's taxonomy places the organism in Eukaryota, Metazoa, Arthropoda, Insecta, Diptera, Culicidae. Gene Ontology annotation, molecular function: S100 protein binding; ubiquitin protein ligase binding; tubulin binding. The record is from RefSeq and is a predicted model, not a curated record. Gene Ontology annotation, cellular component: nucleus.
AUGUCUCGUGAAGCGAUUGAAAAUCUUACGCUAGAUCUGGAGGAGAUGCGAACGCUUGCAGGGAGUGCCCAACGCAAUCGGGUGCAACAGAUGCUAGCGAUAGACAUUCGCAAACUGGAAACGGACAUUCAGCGCCAACGGGAUCUUUUGGCCGCCCAAGCCAGCAGUGAACAGAGCAUUUCACGACCGGUGCAAACAUCCGUGCCCGGUGAUAUCCGCCGGUAUCAGGUGGAGCUGAAAGAGUACGCAUGGGAUCAGAGUGACAAAUUUAUCAAAAUUUUCGUUACCGUCAAUGGUGUGCAGCAGGUGCCCGAGGAUAACGUGAACGUGGAGUUUACGGAAAACUCAUUCCAGUUGGUUAUAAGCGAUCUCAACAAUAAGGAUUACAUUUUUGUCGUAAACAAUCUGCUCAAUUCGAUCGAUGCGGAAAAGAGUUACCGACGCGUAAAGUCUGACAUGGUGGCGAUUUAUCUAGCCAAGCAAGCACCCACCAAAUGGGCACAUCUGACACUAACGGCAAAGCGCCUGCAGGACCUAAAAGACGAACGGCUGUCGGAUGGUAAAAAGUCUACGUCUGACGAUCCUUCCGCCGGAUUGAUGACCAUGAUGCAGAAACUUUAUGAAACCGGCGACCCGGAGACGAAGCGCAUGAUGAAUAAGGCAUGGCACGAAUCACAAACAAAGCCGAAGCUGGGCAUGGAAUAA